This is a messenger RNA of Arvicanthis niloticus (Nile rat), 825 nucleotides long. It is a transcript of the gene Tmem141, whose product is annotated as transmembrane protein 141. NCBI's taxonomy places the organism in Eukaryota, Metazoa, Chordata, Mammalia, Rodentia, Muridae. The record is from RefSeq and is a predicted model, not a curated record.
CCCAAGUCCUCCUUGGCGGAACCUGACCAACCAUGGUGAAUCUUGGCCUGUCCCAUGUGGAUGACGCCGUGGCCGCUAAGCACCCGGGACUCGAGGAAUAUGCUGCCUGCCAGUCGAAUGCCUUCAUGAAGGGCGUUUUCACUUUUGUCACAGGCACUGGUGCGACUUUUGGCCUGCAGAUGUUCAUUAGGAGGAAGUUUCCAUACCCUAUGCAGUGGAGCUUCCUGGUGUCUGCCGUUGUAGGUUCCGUGGCCAGCUACAGAGUAACAAGAAUAGAGUGUGAGAAAUGCAGCAAUCUCUGGCUCUUCCUGGAGACUGGGCAGCUCCCCAAAGACAUGAGCACAGAUCCUCACAACUAGAAGAGCUCUGGCCUCUGCAGUGUGCAGGUGCGAAGCAGGGAAGAUCCCGGAGCACAGACUAUGACAUCCUCUAACUCCAGGCUGGUGCUCCCUACCUCCCCAAACACAUGCACAUGCAUCCUCGAGGGUCAUCUCUCUCCUGCACAGGCAUGGGGGUGGGGGGGGAUGCCUGAAAACCUGUGAAGACCACUGACGCUUCAAAUCCAGGACUUGCCCAGGCGGCCAGCUCAGAGAAGGACUUAGGAGAGCGGAUCUCCUCCAGAGCAGCAGGAAGCCAGAGUAUCAGUAUGAAUCGGAGAGGCUUAUACCCUGCUGGACACAACUGAUGGGGCAGCAGCCUGCAUGUGGUGAAAGAGACUUGUGCUCUUUCUCUAGUGUCUUGGGGCCCCUUCUCUGAUCUCUGUGCCCUAAAUCCAAGGAGAAUAUUGGAGAGUUGUAACUAAUAAAUAGUUUGUCCUUUUUCUUA